AUGAGUAUAGACAAUGAUUCUUCAUGGCUGGAGUGGGUAACGAAGCAGUUUGAAAGCAUCGCUGGGGACGAUAAAGAAAUUGACUUGGAAGAAUUCAAAACUGCUCUGAAAGUGAAAGAGUCCUUCUUCGCGGAGAGGUUCUUUGCAUUGUUUGAUUCCGACGGGAGUGGAACUAUAAGUUUAGAUGAGUUACUCAAAGCCUUGAACCUUCUCAUCCACGGAGACGAAACAGACAAGCUACGAUUCCUCUUCCAAGUUUACGACGUAGAUGGCAGUGGCUCCAUUGACCCUGAUGAACUGCGCACGGUCCUGAAAUCGUGUCUGAAGGAGAGUGCAAUAUCUUUGCCGGAGGAGAAGCUGGACGACCUCACCCUGGCUCUUUUUGAGUCAGCCGACAAAGACAAGAGUGGCUCUAUCACCUUUGAGGAGCUCAGGGAGGAAUUGGAGCGCUUUCCAGAGGUCAUGGAGAACCUAACCAUCAGUGCCGCCAACUGGCUAAAGCCCCCGAGGACGGACCCGAGGAGCCCCCCGCCGCGCUACUUCACCCCAGCGUACUGGCACAACAACAGGAGCAAGCUGCUCUGCAUGGGGGGCUACGGGUGCCUCAACCUCCUCCUCUUCACCUGGGCUGCCCUGUGGCACGCGCCGCUGGGGGCCUGGGUCAUGGUGGCGAAGGGCUGCGGGCAGUGCCUGAACUUCAACUGCACCUUCCUGGGGGCGCUCAUGCUGCGCCGUUGCCUGACGUGGUUGCGCGCUACCUGGGUGGCGAAAGUUUUCCCGCUGGACCAAAACGUCGUCUUCCACCAGCUCGUGGGGUACGUGGUGGUGGCUCUCUCAGUGGUUCACACGGGAGCACACGUGGUGAACUUUGUCAGGCUGGCGCAGCGCCAGGGUCGCCCCGCGCUCUGGGAAUAUCUCUUCACCACGCGGCCCGGGAUUGGCUGGAUUCACGGGAGCGCCGCCCUCACUGGGAUCGCCCUGCAGCUCCUCCUCUGUUCGGACCUCAGUGACCCUUGUGUGGUCAGGAGAGGCAACUCUGAAGUCUUCUACUGGACCCAUCUGUCCUACAUCUCCGUCUGGGCGCUGUUAGUCCUCCACGGUCCGAACUUCUGGAAGUGGUUUGUGGUCCCUGGAUGUCUGUUCGUGGUGGAGAAGACGGUCGGCAUUGCGGUGUCACGCAUGGCCGGGCUCUACAUUGUGGAAAUCAACCUCCUGCCAUCCAAGGUGACUCAUCUGGUGAUCAAGAGGCCACCGUUUUUCCACUACAAGCCUGGCGACUACAUUUACCUGAACAUCCCGGCCAUUGCGAAGUACGAAUGGCACCCGUUCACCAUCAGCAGUGCGCCCGAGCAGCAAGAUACCAUCUGGCUGCAUAUCAGAUCACUCGGGCAAUGGACCAACCGACUCUAUGAAUAUUUCAGACGGCCUGAACCACUCAGCCAGGAGCCUAAACCACUAACGAGAAAUCUGCAAAAGCAGCGAUUUCACCAAUGGGCCCAGGAAUGUCUGUUCCCUUUGUCUGGCUUGGACGGGUCAGUAGCCACCAGUGAGGACGAAACGGUCGAACUGACAUCUUACAAAGCCACCAGGGGUCCUGGCUGUGGACCUGCUGACAUCCCCAUCGCCGAAAGGAAGGAAGCGGAGAGCCCCCAAGCCAGAGAGGUCUCUGCCAAGCUGAGGGAGAAUCACAGAGCUUGUAAUAUCAAGUGUUAUAUUGACGGCCCCUAUGGGACGCCGACGCGGCGGAUCUUCGCCUCGGAACAUGCCGUGCUGGUCGGCGCGGGCAUCGGCAUCACUCCCUUUGCCUCCAUCUUGCAAAGCAUCAUGCACAGGCAUCGAAUGAGAAAGCAGAAGGACCCCGGCGGCAGCCCCUCCUGGAGCGAGAGCCACAAGGACGAAGAAAUGAAGCUUCGGAAGGUCGACUUCAUCUGGAUCAACCGAGACCAGAAGUCCUUUGAGUGGUUCGUCAGCCUGCUGACUCAGCUGGAAAUGGAGCAGGCCGACGAGGAGCCAGAGGACCGUUUUCUAGAGAUGCACAUGUACAUGACGUCCGCGCUGAGUAAGAACGACAUGAAGGCAAUUGGCCUGCAGAUGGCUUUAGAUCUGCUGGCGAAAAAGGAACAGAGGGACUCUAUCACAGGGCUCAGGACCAGAACCCAACCCGGCCGCCCUGACUGGAGCAAGGUGUUCCGCAAGAUGGCAGAGGAAAACAAAGGGAAAGUCCAAGUCUUCUUCUGUGGCUCUCCAGCGCUUGCGAAGGUCGUCAAGACGCACUGUGAACAGUUCAACUUCCGGUUUUUCAAAGAGCAUUUUUAACAGGCUUCCUGCCCAUCGCUGCCUUUGCCAGAGCUCGGCGAGCUGUCUGUAGAACCCUCUUCCUGCCGGGGAUUUCAAGUGUCCGUCUUUGCUUCUGUGAUUGCUGGCACGUGCGUCAGAUUUACAAGGGAGCUUUCUUUGCUUUCCUCUCUGGCUGGAUGUAGGGAAGUUUGCACAAAGCAUGGCCUGAAAAUGCUCCAUGAAUAAAGCAAGCUCGUGUUCAGCUGAACCUGGUGUGUGGCACCUCCAGCAGAGUCCCCGUGUGAGCAAAUCUAGCCACGCUGGCGUCUCUCCUCUGUGUGGUGUGCUACUGGCUUAGGAUGGCCUCCUCGUGAAGAAUAAACCUCCCACUUCUAGGAAUUUACUGCCCCUUGAAAGCUAUGGGCAGAUCUUCCCAAAGGCCCAGUGACAGGGGCUGCCCUAGUCGGGUAGCCCUCCUCAGGAAGUGGUCAGGCCAGAUACUUCAGGGGAAGGUGCAGGAAACCUGCAGCGGAGCGCGUAUG
Molecule: messenger RNA, 2819 nt
Organism: Pelodiscus sinensis (Chinese soft-shelled turtle)
Lineage: Eukaryota; Metazoa; Chordata; Testudines; Trionychidae
Source: RefSeq, a predicted model, not a curated record